AUGGCCCUAUGGCUACACUCGAAAUGGGGGACCACUCCGAUAAACACAAAGAACUACAGGGCGAUCAGGGAUCGCAAAAUCAGCGCCUUCCAGUGGAACCAAGUCGGGAAUCCCCCAGAGGGCUUGAUCGGAGAUUCGGCGGAGACUCUGAUUGACGAGGCCGACCCACGCGCUAGCGACUGGCUGUAUGGCUCGGAUAAGUGGAACAAGAGCUUCCCGGAGGGGUGGGUGGCUAUCCGUGUCCUAGGGGCUGGUGGCUACGGGAUUGCUGGCCACUGGCGAUAUGAGGCAGAGGGUGCACAUAAAAUGGGGUAUGUGCAGGGGGAGAUUCACGAUAUCGUUGUCAAGCAGGCGAGCGCGGUGACUAGUAAAGGUUUGAUCAACGAGGCAUUUAUCAUGGAAAUGCUGACCAAGACGGGGUCGAGACACUUUCCUCAAAUCUAUGGCCGCAUUCACCGCGAUGUCGGGCAGCAGGAUCGGGUAUCGGUUGAUCAGAAGAGGAGGGAGGUGCAUCGCAUAUUCAUGGAGUUCUGCGCGGGGGGUAGCCUUGCCGCUUACAUCAAUGAUAGCUCUUACCAUGGCAACCUCACCCCCGAGACUGAUCUGUGGUCGUGGUUCCACUGCUUCGCGAAAGCGAUCGUGGUUCUGGAGCGUGGGCAUGAACAGGACUCGGAAUCUCGGUUUUCGCGUAGGGAGCCGUGGGGUCACGAGCGUGAGGUAGUGCACUUCGAUAUCAAGCCCGACAAUGCGCUGAUUACGGUGCGUGAUAAUGAUGAACAUAUCGGUGCUAAGCGGGUUGUGAUCUCAGACUUUGGGAUCUCCGAGGUUCUCCCCAACGAACGGAAUGGGCCCCACAGAGAUCACGAUGUCAUCUUAAAGGAGUAUGAAGAGGUGGGAACUGUUAUUUUUAGGGCGCCGGAACAACAAGGAAAACUUCCACGUGCCAGACGACGAUACGCAGCAUGCACGAAUAUUUUUCAGAUUGGGUGCAUAAUGUAUUGCCUAAUGCAAACUAAUAUUUUCCCCGAUUAUGACCCUCCUACCUGGACGACCCUCACAGGGCGAAAUAAGAUGCACAGAACUAUGGGAGGACAAGAUCUGGAAUUGGAAACCAGACUUAGCAGAACUUUGCGAGGCCUCGCCGCCGAAUGUCUACACUUGGAUCCGCGCUAUCGACCCACCGCCGUGGAAUUGCUCAGGAGGACACGAGACGGCCUCAAACGCAUCAACCCCUGGGGAGCCACAGCUUCGAAAAUAUAUGAGAAGCUCAAACCCGUCGACACUUUGAUGCUCGAUCGAUGGUUUGGACAGAACCCGAGUGUCGUAUGGCCUCAGCGGAUCCCUGAAAUGGAAGAGGUCGUGAACCUGCGUCGCCGGCAGGCGCAUCAGGUCGACCUCGCGAAGAAGUACACUCCACAGAAUCCUCCCACGGCCAAUAACCAGGGGGGUAACCCUCCUGGUGGCCCGGCCACAGGACAGAAUCCUCCCCCAGCCGGUAACCAGGGCGCUGACCCUCCUCCUGGCCCGACCACAGGGCAGAAUCCACCCGUGAACAAUAAUCAGCCUAGAGCGCCUCCCGCAGCGGGACCAAGUGGUACGACUCAAGCGCAGCAGCCUUCGGCGAACACCGAGCCCGUCGUACACCACAAACCUUGGCCAGGGGACAAGUUCACGCAGCCCAUUGAUAUCCUCGAUGGGAAGGUUCCCAGAAAAUCGAAACCGGCGGCGGCCGGUAACGCACCCCCAAAGGAGCCAGACUGGGGUAAGGUAGUGAAAGGCAUAAAAUGCCCUCCCCCAGCCAAAGUUCCACGGCCACAAAAACGGCCCUCCCAGGGGCCGGCGCCGGAUCCCAAGAGGUCGCGGCAGAGCGAGCCGGCGCCUAUCCGCCAAAUCGACAUGAUGAACAAUUGGCUCCACUCCGUCGAUCUCAAUCGCGCAGCGGUGCCAGUCCCCCAGCCGCCAACAGCAGAGCAGGACUUCCUAAUGCCCGUGCGGAUCUGGCCUGGGCCACUACCCAACCCCGCCGACGAGCCCGUGGCCCAGAUGCGCAUCUUCGCCAUCCCCAUCAGCGCCACCAUCCGAGAUCUGCUGCGGGUCAUGACGGCAGACGAGAGCAGCGGCGUCGCGCUCGCCGUGCGUUGCAGGUUCGCCCGGCCCGGGACGCCACAGGAACUGCCCCUGAGCAAGCCGCUCGCGGACCUGGGAUAUGGGCCGGCGCCGCGCGUGCGCAGCGCGCAUCUGGAGUGCUUCCGCAAAAUGGCCACGCCGGCGUUUGUGCCUGGGGGGCUCGCGAGGUCGCUCCUGCUGACUAUAUACAUCAAGCCGACGCCCGGGGUGGAGGAUAGAGUAGGCCAAUUGACACUGAAGGUCGCGUAUCAAAUGACGAUAAUGAGGCUGAAGAAGGCGGUCAUCGACAACGCUAUGCGGCCAGAUUUUAGGGUCCCGUCACAACUCAUGAUGCAUUAUGGGGGGGACGAUCCCCAGGCGCGGGACUUUCCGGAUUAUAGGACUAUCAGAUCGUUUUUCGACGGGGAGGGGGAGGGGGAGGAUGUCCAUGGAAAGAUUUGGUGUAGUUUAAGGCCCCAGGGGCAGGGGGGAAGUGGCAGUGGGAGGCCGGUGCCGUUUGACAAGGUUUAUACGCCGCCGCGGUACAGGAACAAUAGAAGAUUCUUAUAAUGGGGAGUGCAUUAGGGAUGCUAUUUCUCAGCCAGGGCGGUGGGCGGAAGGACAGUGUUCCCGGUUUCGAGUUAUAUUGCUUUGUCUAUUUACCAACCGUAGUUUGACUGUCCUUUAGCAAAUCAGCAAUUUCUCGUUUAUGCAGCACUGCCUGUUUUUUUCUGUACAUUUCACUUUCAAACAAUGAACACGAG
Pseudogymnoascus destructans is the source of this 2870-nucleotide messenger RNA. Its product is annotated as G2-specific serine/threonine protein kinase. Lineage: Eukaryota; Fungi; Ascomycota; Leotiomycetes; Thelebolales; Thelebolaceae. The transcript has 2 exons. Gene Ontology annotation, biological process: protein phosphorylation. The record is from RefSeq and is a predicted model, not a curated record. Gene Ontology annotation, molecular function: ATP binding; protein kinase activity. Bases 1 to 2676 code for a protein of 891 amino acids.